CUCUCCUAUUACCGUCAAUCUAAUAAGAGAGACUGGCUUAGCUGGCCAAGACUCUAUUUUGCAACUCUGGUGUAAGUCUGUGACUAGAGAGACAACUAAAAGCACUUCCCUAAACAGCCUGAUUCUGGUACAAGUUUGGCAGGUCUCAGGGUGGCUGACUGGACCAUGGGCUGGGCUUGUGCUUCUCCAACAGUAAGUGUGCAAAUGACAGUCAACUCCAGAGACAGACGCUGCCUUUUCUAUCUUUGUUGUUCUCUUCUUUCCUCUUUUAGACUGCAGAACAUAAGAACAGCCAUACUGGGUCAGACCAAAGGUCCAUCUAGCCCAGUAUCCUGUACUGACAGGUUUGGUCACAGAGACCCCCUUGGGACUGUCACCUGAUGUGGUGAAAUUACAUCUGAGCCCAUUUUCCCUGCCAGCUUGGGACUUCCAGAACCCUACCUUUUUGAGCCAGACACACUAGCCUGCUGAAACACAGACCCAGGUCUGGCCCCGCCCCCAAAGCUGCAGACUUAACUGAAAACAGCUCAGCAGGUUACCUAUCUCUAGCACCCGGACACCCAACCAAACCCCAAAUAAACCUGAUUUACUCUGUAUAACUCGUAUACAGGGUAAACUCAUAAAUUGUCCGCCCUCUAUAAUUCUGAUAGAAAGAGAUGCAUAGCUGUUUGCUCCCCCAGGUAUUAAUCACUUACUCUGAAUUUAUUAAUAAACAAAAGUGAUUUUACUAAGUAUAAAAGGUAGGAUUUAAGUGGUUUCAAGUCAUAACAGACAGAACAAAGUAAACCACCAAGCAAAAUAAAAUAAAACAUGCAAGUCUAAGCCUAAUACAUUAAGAAACUGAUUACAGGUAAUACCUCAACUUCAGAGAUGUUCCAAUAAGCUUCUUUCACAGACUAGACUCCUCCCUAGUUUGAGCCCAAUCCUUUCCCCCCUUGUUAGUUCCAGCAGACAUUUCAGGUGGGAAGUGGGGUUUUCUCAUGACUUGCAGCCCCUUUUAUAGUUUUGGCACCAAGUGGGAAUCUUUUGUCUCUCUGGGUCCCCAUCCCUCCUACUAAAUGGAAAAGUACCAGAUUUAAGAUGGAUUUCAUUAUCAGGUGACAUGGUCACAUGUCACUAUAAGACUCCUAGUCUCCAUUCUUCCUGGGUUGGCCCACACAUACACCGGAAGGCUUGCAGGUAAAGAAAGCAUUUACAACCAAUUGCCCUAGUCAAUGGGAGCCAUCAAGAUUCUAAACCGCCAUUAAUCGCCCACACUUUGCAUGAUUACAAUAGGACCUCAGAGAUAUAGUUCAUAUUUCUAGCUUCAGAUACAAGAAUGAUACAUGCAUCCAAAUCGGAGGAUCAUAUUCAGUACUUUAUAACCUUCAUUAUGAUACAUUACAAGAGACCUUUUGCAUAAAGCAUAUUCCAGUUACAUCAUAUUCAUAAGCAUACUUCCAUAAAGCAUAUGGAGUGCAACGUCACACCUGUCUUCCAGCAGUGGCCAAUGCCAGGUUCCCCAGAAGGAAUGAACAGAAUAGGUACUUAUUGAGUGUGUGUUUGUCUUGUUUUGUAUUCUGAGAAAUGGGUUUAGACUGUAACAGCAGCAACACUGACAGCUGCAGCCCAUCUCAACUCACUUCUCAUUUCCCCCAAAAGGACAGUAAAUACAAUUUUUCCUACUCUCUAAGAGACUGCCACAUAGGGAAGGGAAAGGAAGGGAGGGUUCCUUUUAAAGACUUUCCAAAGCUAAGGGAUCAAGGCUUAGUGUUAAAAUGACAACCUUAUUUAAUACUUUAUUUUGUAAAUGCUAAUUGUUUUCCUUCUUGUUCUGUAUCCUUAAUAAAAGGUUAUUAAGAUUUUGAAUGGUGGGUUUGCCAGGGGACUAAGCAGGCUGAGGUCUGUGUACUUGGAACCCUGAACCAUGUUUAAAACUAUGAAUAGUGUACAGGGACCCUUGAACCCAGGGAGUGGCAUGCAGAUAAGAAAUGAGAAGCAGGGCUUCACUUCCGCACUGAGCUGCCUCUGACCCACGCAGAACCAGAGGACACAUCUGGGAGGGGGCUGCAGAUGGUGCUUCUUCCCACAGCCUGCAAGAGAGAAAACGGCGCAGAGGGAAUAAAAUGGCUUCCAAACAAAGGUCUGCGGCAACCGAAGGUGAUGUUAAAGCCUUCAGCAAACACAUGGAUAAUUAUAGCCCUUGGGAGCUGAGGAGGCUGAGCGAGCACUUCCGCCCUGACAUGGUCUAUGUCAUAGAGAACAACAUUCCCAUGGUGCUGCAGGAACUCAUCCACGGACGCGUCAUCACUGCACAGCAGGCCCAGGAUUAUAGUGGCUGGGAGAAGAACCAUGACUCAACCAGCACCGCAGAGAAGCUAGUGGGUGAUAUUUUCGCUGUGAGCUAUGCUGUGAGGCUGGGUCUCUGGGAGUGUCUGUUUGCUCUGCAGAGCAGGUGGGCUCACCCUAAUCUCCAUGGGAUGCUGGAUGAAAUAAUUCAGAAUGGUCACAAUCUGUUACUGGAAAUUCUCCUGAAUGAAUCAGGACACGCCCUUGACCCAGAACUGAAAGCUUGUCAAGUAGAGCACAAAGACAAACUCUGUGAUCUCACAGGGAUGAUGAAGGAAAACAAGAUGUCAGGGCGAUCUGAAGGACAGAUUUUCCCCAUCUCUAACCGCUACGUGGAGCUCAAGGUCAUCUCAGACCGUCACUUCAAGAAGCAGACACACCAGGAGCACGAGGCCCUAGCAGCAGCUGGGGAGCUGAAUGAAUAUCGCCUCCAGAGAAGAAUAAAGAGUGAGCUGGAGUGCAUCACCCCUGACCGGCUCUUCCGCUGGUGCUUUCGAACCCACCAUGUCCCCCUGUCUGUGAUGGUGAGCGGAGUAGCUGGCGUAGGCAAGACAACCCUGGUGCAGAAAUUCAUCUUUGACUGGGCAAUGGGGAAGCACUACCAGAAAUUUGCCUUUGUUUUCUUCUUCAAGUUCCGGGACCUGAACACUAUUACUCAGAAGAGAAGCCUAGAGUCUCUGAUCUGUCAAACAUAUCCGCACCUCCAGGACAAGCUCCCAAGAGUCCUGGAAGACCCUGAGAAGUUGCUCUUCAUCUUUGAUGGCUUGGAUGAGAGCAAGACUGAUUUGAAAUUAAGCAGAGGUGGAUCCCAGGAGCUGUGUAUGAACCUGGGGGAUGUGAAGCCAGUUACUGUGAUUGUUGCCAGCCUGCUGAAUCAGACUCUGCUGAAGGGAUGUUCUGUGCUGCUGACCAGCCGCCCCAGCAAGUUGACCAGUUUGGAGGCUGGAGUCUUCCAUAGGGUGGCCAGUAUCGUGGGCUUCCUCUCCAAGGAAAGGGAAAGAUACUUUUCCAUGUUCUUUGGAGACGAGCGAGCCUCUAGAGAGGCCUUUGCAUAUGUGAGGGACAGUCAGGUUCUGUACACGCUGUGCUACAACCCGUCUUACUGCUGGAUCACCUGCAUGGCCCUGAAACCCUGCUUCAUGGCCGCGGCAGGGAGACCACAGCCUGCACCCAAAACAGUGACCCAGCUCUUUGUCAGCUACGUCACCCAUAUUAUGGCCAAUCACACCCAGGAGCGGCCUGAGCCUCAGAGGAUGCGAGAUACAUUGGUAAAUGUCGGACGGUUGGCUGAAUAUGGCCUCACAUAUCGCACACUUGUCUUUCAGCCGCACUACUUAGAGGUUGCCAAUGUGGAGUUUUCUCCCUUCCUCAGUGGCUUCUUGGUGGAGAACCCUCAAACUGAUGACUCUGCCCAGGUGACCUACUCCUUCCUUCACCUCACUAUCCAGGAGUUCUUUGCUGCCCUCGUGCAUUAUCUCGAUUACAAAGAGGACAAGUUCAGAGACACAAUGGAUAAAGCCAGGUCCUGUAAGGAAGGUGAUUAUGAGAUCUUCUCUCGCUUCCUGGUUGGCCUCUCCCAUCCUGCAACCAAGAUGCCCCUGGAGAAAUAUGUGGGGAAGUUCUCUGCAGAGGCAACUCGCAAGGUUAUUGAGUGCCUCAGUGAGAUGAACUAUGAAGAGCUGCAAAGCAGAGAAGAUCCUGAAGGGAAGAGAAGGCUGAUGAAUUUAUUGAAUUUGCUGUUUGAAUCCCGGAAUAGCCAACUUGUGCGUGAUGUGUUGGGCAAAGAUGCCCACAUGGACUUCUCAGAGUUAUACCUCAUGCCAGUGGAUUGCACAGUCCUUGCUUAUGUUCUGAGUUGCUGUGAAGAAAUACAACGCCUAACCCUAGAUUCCUGCUUCAUCCAGAACGAGGGCCUGGAGCGACUCAGACCGGAGAUGCACAAAGUCAGAGAACUGAGCCUCUCAGACAACGAUUUGAAGGAUGAUUCAAUGAAGAAUAUUUGCUCUGUACUAAAGCAUCCAAACUGUAGGCUAGAAGACCUGAGCCUAGGGCAGAACAUGUUCACAGAAGCAAGCUGUACAGCCCUGGCCUCUGCCCUCAAGGAGAACCAGACCCUCUUCAGUCUUGAUCUGACCAGAAACAAAAUGCGGAACACUGGCCUUUCCACCCUGUUAGAGGUGCUUGAGACCCCACAAUGCAAGAUUCAGAAAUUAGUCCUUCAGGAAAAUGGUUUAUCAGAUGACUCCUGUGGGAGACUCUGCUCUGCUCUCUCCAAAAACUCCACCCUCCGGCAUCUGAACCUGAGUGCGAAUGUUUACACUGAUGGGUGCGCAGAAGACAUGCAUCUCCUUAUCCUGACCAGCCCCAGCCUCACCGACAUCAGAUUGAGUUUGAACGACUUCUCUCCAGCGGUGGAAAGGCAGCUGAGGAGCCUUCAGAGAGAAGCCUCCAGAUAUAGAUUUCCAUCAUCUCCAGCCAGGCCGUUGGAGAAACUCAUCCCACUCAGACAGCUUUGCCUCUGGAUGCCUCAGACAGCGAGGAGCCAAUGGCCGCCCCCCGUGAUUCAGCAAAACAUAUAGGGGCAUGGGAUAUGCUCAUGUGACCUUGGACUAGGCACAGGGGCUGUGGGCUUUGUUUGGGACAGUAACUUUCCAUGCACAUGGCAGAAGAUAUAAAAGGCACUUGAGACAUCUUCAUUUUGUCUCUUUCCUGCUCCAAUUCUCUGGACUGUGGAUUUACAAUUAAAAAAAAAAACGUAUUUUGAACUAUGGACUGAGAAUCUUCCAAUCUUUUGGACGUUACCAGAGAGACUUUUGCAAGCCAGCUGUCUGUAACAUCACUGCUACAAUCCUGAUCUAAGGACCUUGGAAUCAUUUAUAUGUAUAAAUCUAUUAAUCAUUUUAACU
This is a messenger RNA of Caretta caretta (loggerhead turtle), 5234 nucleotides long. RefSeq names its product NACHT, LRR and PYD domains-containing protein 12. The record is from RefSeq and is a predicted model, not a curated record. Gene Ontology annotation, cellular component: cytoplasm. NCBI's taxonomy places the organism in Eukaryota, Metazoa, Chordata, Testudines, Cheloniidae. Gene Ontology annotation, molecular function: protein binding.